Molecule: messenger RNA, 1272 nt
Organism: Neolamprologus brichardi
Lineage: Eukaryota; Metazoa; Chordata; Actinopteri; Cichliformes; Cichlidae
Source: RefSeq, a predicted model, not a curated record
AUGCGCCGUUUCGCUGUUUGUCAAUCGCUAAUAAACAUCAAGAAGAAGAAGAAGGUAAAGCAGAAAACCUUUGAGCAGGAGGUUCUCGGUGGGCCAGUACCAGUAUCAGGAAGUCCACCUGUCAUGGAGGCAGUACCUGUAGCUCUGGCUGUCCCAACAGUUUCAGUGGUGCGACCCAUUAUAGGAACCAACACCUACAGACAGGUCCAACAGACAUUAGAAGCCAGAGCUGCAACUUUUGUUGGACCUCCACCACAAGCCUUUGUGGGACCAGGUAAAGACAAAUGCUCACAUGACAAGACUGAACAUGAUUGUGGGUUGGACUCUGUGUUGUCAGGUGGUCAGAGGCUACAGAUGAUGCGUGGUCCUCCAGUAGCACCUCCUUUGCCACGACCUCCUCCACCUCCACCCAUGAUGCUCCCUCCUUCCCUGCAGGGCCCAAUGCCUCAGGGACCUUCUCAGCCCAUCCAGCCCAUGGCUGCUCCACCUCAGGUUGGUGAUAUGGUUUCGAUGGUGUCAGGCCCACCUACACGACAAGUAGCCCCACUUCCUGUCAAACCAACACCGUCAAUCAUCCAGGCAGCACCAACUGUGUACGUUGCUCCUCCUGCCCAUGUUGGACUAAAAAGAAAUGAAGUUCACGCUCAGAGACAGGCCCGAAUGGAAGAACUGGCAGCGCGGGUGGCCGAGCAGCAGGCGGCAGUGAUGGCUGCAGGUCUGCUCAGCAAGAAGGAGAGCGAGGACAGCGGCGCGGUGAUUGGACCCAGUAUGCCGGAGCCUGAACCCCCCCAACCUGAGCAUGUGGAAACGACUACUGAGGACAAGAAAAAGGCAAAAUCGGAGAAGGUGAAGAAGUGUAUCCGCACAGCAGCAGGGACGACCUGGGAGGACCAGAGUCUGCUGGAAUGGGAAUCAGAUGACUUCCGUAUUUUCUGUGGUGAUCUUGGUAACGAGGUUAACGAUGACAUACUGGCCAGAGCCUUCAGCAGAUACCCAUCUUUCCUCAAAGCUAAGGUCGGGUCAUCUUUCUUUUCUCUCCUUCCCCUAACAAAAAGACGAGUUGGUAGCCGUCCCAUCAAACUGAGGAAGAGCAUGUGGAAGGACCGCAACAUUGAAGUGGUUCGCAAGAAACAAAAAGAGAAGAAGAAACUGGGCCUCAGAUAGUUUCCAGCAAGUGUGUGUGUUUGUGUGUGAGAUCAUGACCCGGUCCAUGGACCGGAUCCGCUCAUAACUUUUUGUUUUCCUUCUAAAAUAAAACCAAUAUUUUUAAGA